This is a messenger RNA of Phragmites australis (common reed), 1846 nucleotides long. RefSeq lists its product as uncharacterized. NCBI's taxonomy places the organism in Eukaryota, Viridiplantae, Streptophyta, Magnoliopsida, Poales, Poaceae. The coding region runs from base 116 to 1354 and encodes 412 amino acids. Gene Ontology annotation, biological process: asymmetric cell division. The transcript has 3 exons. The record is from RefSeq and is a predicted model, not a curated record.
UCUUCUUCUUCGUUUCUCCUAUAAAUAUACGUGGCAUUGCCGGAGCACGAGGCGUGUCCAAGAAUUCGAAUUCCUCGGAGUGUGUGUGUGUCCUCGCGCCCGCGCAUUGCUUGCAAUGGAGAACUGCGCGAGAGGUAGAGUGGGAGGGAGGGGAGCAGGGGCAGAGUCGCUGCCGCUGCCUCCGCCGCCACGUCUUGCGGCCGUGUCCUCUUCAACAACGUCGUCAAACGCGGCUGCGGCGUCCAUCCGGGCGCACCUGGCGAGGACCACGAGCGGGGUGGACUACCAGGCGUCGCCGCGGUCGCUGCUGUCGCGCAUCCUUCUGCGCGGGGGCGGGGACGGCGGGAGCGGGGGAGGGUUCGGGUGCAGGGUGCGGCUGCCGCGGCGGUACGGCGGCGGCGGGAGGGAGGAGCGGAAGGACGGAUCCGAGCUGGGGGACACUCCCUGUGUGAAGGUCGUUGAGCGGGCCGCGCCGGAGCUGCCCGUCGAGACGCCGCGGAGUUCUUUAGGGAGGAAGAAGCCGGAGGAGGAGCUGGUGUCCAUGAACCUUGGGCUGGGGGCGAGCCUGGUGCUGCUCCUGUCCAAGACCGCCGUCGAGCUGAACAAGAUGGUGGAGCUGCGCGCGCAGAUGGAGGCGCUCGUGUCGGAGAUCGGGCAGGCAGCGCAGAGGAAGGAGAUGCACUAUGCUGUUGCCCCUUCUUCCACCUCCCAAGAAUCCGACGGCAGCAGCGCCACCACCACCGCUGUGAAGGACCCCAUUGCUUUUCCCUCGGCCGACGUCGAUGCGGGGUCCAACUGCUCCCGGACGGCGGACCACGCACUUUCCGGCCGUACAGUCGUCAUCAUGGACCAGAUGGAGGCAGAGCUCCAGGUCGAGCUGAACCGCCUGCAGCGCGGUACGGUACACGGUGACAAGCAAAUCGCUCCGAUGCAAGGACUCGAGUUGCCGCUGUUGAAGGUCAAGACGAAGGGCAAUGUCUCUGAUAGCCCGUCUACGAGCUGCGUCGACGACGGCGACGGUGGCGCCAAGGACGACGACGAACUAGAAGGCAAUGCCGAGGACGAGGAGGACGAAGACGACGAGGAGUACGAGGAGGCGGAGGAGGAGGAAGAGGAGGAGCGGUACGAGGACAAGAUGAGCCCCCCGCACGGCGGCGUGUCGGCGCGUGCGCUGGAGCGGCGGCUGCACGAGCUUCUGCAGAAGCGGCAGCAGGAGCGGAUCGUGGAGCUGGAGUCCGCGCUGGACAGCGCGCAGCGCCGGCUCCACGAGAAGGAGCGCGAGGUCGUGUGGUGGCGCGAUGCCGCCAAGCUCGUCUCCCACCGCCGGGACGAGUCGCGCCGGAUCGUCAGGUAGAUGGCGCGAACGCGCGUUCGCGCGCGCAGGUCGCGAGCUAUUGCCACGUGCUUGGGUAAUGGGUAGUUAGUUCGCCGCGGCCCAGCCGCCGUCUGCUGCUGCUGCCGGAGUCAGUGCCAGUGUCAGGUUGGUUGGUCGUCACGCUGCGCGGGUGACGCGGUGUAACUGCCGGGGCGACGAUGCUCUGCACAGGCUGCACUGCACGCUCGCAGCGUCUUGUCGUGCUCGUGCCGUCAUGCGUGCGUGCGAGCACUCAGAAAACCGGAAUUUUCGGGGCGUGCGUGUAUGCGGCGGCAGCAGAAGCAGCAGAGUGGUGUGUGAUGUACUGAUGUGUCGUGUUGUUGUCCCGGUUCAGAAAUCGUCGUGAAUCCAAGCAGAGUUUGUACUUGGGUCGUUGCUUGCCGCGCUGGUGCUGCUUCUUGAAAUGGAAGGUCAUCUUGAUGAUGAAUUGUUGAUCAUUCCGUGUAUCAAAAAUAAAUGUUGAUCAUUGGG